AUGACUGCUGUUAGGGUUCUGAUGGCGCCAAGGCUGGCAGCGGCCUGUUUAUUUGCGCCGCUCCCUGGACGCCUGGGGAUGCUGUCUCCCGGCAGGCAAGUGCUUUCGUCUAGCGCGGCCCUCCAUAGCUCCGCGCCGCGCUCCAGAGCCAAGGUCGCGCUGGUUUUGUCCGGAUGCGGCGUCUAUGACGGAACCGAGAUACACGAGGCUUCAGCGAUCCUGGUCCACCUGAGCCGCGGAGGUGCUGAUGUUCAGAUCUUUGCCCCAAAUGUGCCACAGAUGCAUGUGAUUGACCACACCAAGGGGCAGCCUUCUGAGGGAGAGACCAGGAAUGUUCUGACAGAAUCAGCAAGGAUUGCACGUGGCAAGAUCACUGACCUGGCCCAGCUCCAUGCAGUUGACCACGAUGCUGCCAUCUUCCCUGGAGGAUUCGGAGCAGCCAAAAACCUGAGCACAUUUGCGGUGGACGGGAAGGACUGCAAAGUCAACAAAGAUGUGGAACGUGUGCUGAAGGAGUUCCAUGGCGCUGGGAAGCCCAUUGGCCUGUGCUGCAUUGCGCCUGCCCUUGCUGCCAGAGUGCUGCACGGUGUGGAGGUCACCGUGGGCCAUGAGCAGGAAGAAGGCGGUAAGUGGCCAUACACCGGGACUGCAGAGGCCAUCAAAGCCCUGGGUGCAAGGCACUGUGUGAAGGACGUGACCGAAGCUCAUGUGGACCAGAAAAACAAGGUGGUCACGACCCCCGCCUUCAUGUGUGAGACCGCGCUCCACCACAUCCAUGACGGGAUCGGGACCAUGGUGAGGAAGGUGCUGGAACUCACUGGGAAGUGA
Orycteropus afer afer is the source of this 828-nucleotide messenger RNA. It is a transcript of the gene GATD3, whose product is annotated as glutamine amidotransferase class 1 domain containing 3. Lineage: Eukaryota; Metazoa; Chordata; Mammalia; Tubulidentata; Orycteropodidae. Gene Ontology annotation, cellular component: mitochondrion. The transcript has 7 exons. The record is from RefSeq and is a predicted model, not a curated record. The coding region runs from base 1 to 828 and encodes 275 amino acids.